CAGAAACACAACAACUACAGUCUCAUCAUCUCAUGUUUUUCAGCUCUUGCUUCUCUUUCCUUCAGUGAUUCUGCUUGUGCAGCUGUUCUUCAAGCCACAGCUUUAGAUAUCAACUGAAAUAGAAGAAGACAUUCAAUCUCUCGAGAUCUCAGCAGAGGAUGAUUAAACAUCUCCACAAACAGCAUCACCAGCUUUACUUAUUACCAACCAACCAGACUGGCUUUAUUUCAUAUAUGCGCCACCCAGUAGAACCAAAUCCUUCAGGAACCGAAUUUAUUGUAACACCGGAAGUUGUUUUUUUUUUCUUCUCUCAGAUGACAAGUUCCGGUUGGGGAAAUUUGAACGCUGUUACGCAGUCGCGCAGCGAGCUGGUGGUUUAAAGUUCUGCUUAUUUGAUUGAAGGCGCUGUAUAUCAAAUUCAGUUUUACCAGGCUUUGUUUCUGUGCCAACAGGAGAGUGAAGUGCUCAGGUGCUGAUCAGUAGCUUUCCACACUUCAUGUGGCGAUGGAUCCCGGCACUGUAUCGCUGUUUCAGAGGGUCUCCGAAAAGCUGGGCUGGGACAGAGAUGGUGGUCUGGAUAAAGCUGAAGAGAAGUUGCGUAAGAGCUUGAAGAAGAGCAGACGUCCAGCGCUGGGCAGUUAUGAGUCCUCAAGCACAGAUCCAGCGCACAGACUGCUGCUGUCUGACACGGACACUGGCUCAGGGAAAGAGAAUCAGUCUCAAGAAAAACACGUGCUGUUGACUUCAGAUGAUGAGGACUUUGAUAAGUUUCUUGCUGCAAAGGCUACACCCAAAUCUACAUUUAAACAGUCUGCAUCCGCUGCCCAGAAACUAAGAGAACCAAUUCCAGUUCUGUCUUCAGAGAGCGAUGAUGAAUUUGAAACAUUUUUAAAUCGAGUGAAAACCCCAAAGGCUAAAGUCCAGUCGCAGUCUGUGAGUAGCAGUGAUGACGGUUUGAGACGCUUCGUAGUGGACAGCAUGUCAUCUGAUGAUGAUUUUGUCAUUGAGAGGAAGCCUUCCGUUCAUAAAGGGAAAGCCAAGACUGCUAGAACUCCUAAAUCAGUUCAGAAGCCAGAGAAACGGCCUCCAUCUCUCUGUGAUUCUCCUGUCUUCCUGAGCGACAGUGAUGAUGACGGUGACAUUAUUAUCCAAAGCACCUGGAGGACCAGACACAGCCGCCCACCAUCUGAGGAACAUCACGCCUCGAGUACAGGCAGAGAGGAGACUGCGAAGCCUUGUGCUCUCCCCCCAGCAGUCGCAGUGACCACACACACCGGUCCAGAGGACACAUGCAGCUCUGAGGAGGAGUUCCAGUCCUUAUUGGACCGGGUCAGACAAAAUCACAACCUGGGAGGCAGAACGCAUGCAAGCCCGAGGCCACCUCCAGAAUCCAAACCUCGACCUCCCUGUUUGUCGACACCAACUGCCGUGGGUAAGAAAGUUACUAACCAUAUACCGGUUAAAGGAUCAUCCACAACCCACACCCCAGUGCAGCAGACGCCCCGCAGCAGACCAGUGAGCCACACGGAGCCCAGAGCUCCACCCAUCAGCAGACUGGUGGUGUGUAAAACUCCCGGCUGCUUCCUGCAGUCUCUGUCUGUUCCUGGAUCGUCCUACAGCCGCAGCUUCAAACUGAACAAAGAGGAGCUCACUAACAAACUCUACCAGCUCUACAACACCAGUGUGUUUGACAGUAAGCUUCCCGCUGACAUGUCUGUCACAUGGAACAAGAAGAUGCGCAAGACGGCAGGAUAUUGCAUCUCAGGCCAGGAGCGUGGCACUGGGAAACCAUAUGCCCGCAUCGAGCUGUCUGUCAAAGUUUGCGACUCUGCAGAUCGGUUACGAGAUACGUUAGUCCAUGAAAUGUGUCAUGCUGCCACAUGGCUAAUAAACAACGUUCGUGACGGGCACGGGCCGUUCUGGAGGCUUUAUGCUCGUAAAGCGAUGCUGGCUCAUCCUGAGCUGCCGAUGGUUUCCCGCUGCCACAGUUACGACAUCAACUACAAGUUCCAGUAUCAGUGUGACCGCUGCAAGAACACGUGAGUGCAGAACUGUCCUGCUUGCUACAGUGGCU
Molecule: messenger RNA, 2074 nt
Organism: Sinocyclocheilus rhinocerous
Lineage: Eukaryota; Metazoa; Chordata; Actinopteri; Cypriniformes; Cyprinidae
Product: acidic repeat-containing protein-like
Exons: 12
Coding region: 505-2043 (512 amino acids)
Cellular component (GO): nucleus
Source: RefSeq, a predicted model, not a curated record